Molecule: messenger RNA, 360 nt
Organism: Coffea eugenioides
Lineage: Eukaryota; Viridiplantae; Streptophyta; Magnoliopsida; Gentianales; Rubiaceae
Exons: 1
Coding region: 1-360 (119 amino acids)
Source: RefSeq, a predicted model, not a curated record
AUGGACCUGACUAAGGUGGAAGCAGUGUCAAAUUGGAAACAACCUGAGAAUCCAACGGAGGUUCGAAGUUUCUUGGGUUUAGUUGGUUACUACCAUCGUUUCAUUAAGGAUUUCUCCAAGAUAGCGGGACCUAUGACCGAGCUGACCAAGAAGUAUGGCAAGUUCAUAUUGGACGCUAAGUGUGAAAGGAGUUUUCAAGAGUUAAAGAGACGGUUGACUGAGGCACCAGUUUUAACUCUACCUAAUGGAAAUCAUGGUUAUGUGGUAUUCACAGACGCAUCGAAAGAAGGUCUAGGUUGUGUGUUGAUGCAGAAUGAACGAGUUAUAGCCUAUGUGUCACGAAAGUUGAAACCCUAUUAG